Messenger RNA from Hemibagrus wyckioides, 3272 nucleotides. RefSeq names its product ras association domain-containing protein 8 (gene rassf8a). Gene Ontology annotation, biological process: signal transduction. Bases 454 to 1782 code for a protein of 442 amino acids. The record is from RefSeq and is a predicted model, not a curated record. The transcript is spliced from 6 exons. Lineage: Eukaryota; Metazoa; Chordata; Actinopteri; Siluriformes; Bagridae.
ACCGCGCUGUCCCGGAGCCGUUGCCAUGUUAGAGCAGUAUGGGGGAGUUUCCCGCAGAAUGCGCCGUUACACAGCAUGAAAACUUUUCCCUCUGCUCGUCAGUCCGCUCGGUUCAUUCUGUCUCCUGCUACAGGAAAGCAUCCGUGUUUGUUUACAAAGCCUUUAUAACGCAUAUCCCCAUCCAGCGUGAGUGUUAAUAGGCAGGAAGAUGAACAAAACUGCGUUCCGUUGUCCAUUUGUUCAGCAAACUUCAGACGCGGUAACGUCAGGUCUGGGGAAAACGGUCAGGACGGGUUGUUUUCUUCAGGAUACGGAUUGAAAGGACUUCCUAUGUCCUUUGUGUCCUUUUCUGGCAAACAAGUGUGGCCCUGUUGACCGGUGCUAAUCGCAGCUGCAGUCUGCGGGAAUGAAGGAGCAGAGCUAGAGGCCCAACUCUGCACCGCCUGUGUCAGGAUGGAGCUGAAGGUUUGGGUGGAUGGAAUCCAGCGAGUGGUCUGUGGAGUCACAGAGGCCACCACCUGUCAGGAAGUGGUCAUUGCACUAGCUCAAGCAAUAGGUCGCACUGGACGCUACACACUUAUCGAGAAAUGGAGAGAUUCUGAGCGACACUUGGCUCCUCAUGAGAGCCCUGUGGCCUCAUUAAACACUUGGGGUCAGUAUGCUGGUGAUGUUCAGUUCAUUCUGCACCGUACUGGCCCUUCCCUCACAGAGCGCCCUCCAUCUGAGGGGCCCCCUGUCUCCCGGGGCCCUGAGCGUGGCCUGCACCGCCAGAGCCUCCCUAUUAUGGCUAAGCUCCGAGCCCAGGGUGAGCGAUCUCUCCGCCGCCGUGAACCACGCCGCAAAUCCCUCACCUUUACUGGGGCGCCACGUGGCCUUAGAGACAUACUUAAUGGAACCAGAACUGGAGACAGAGACUCCAAGCGCUGUGUUGUUCUGAUGAACAGUGCCCCCCAAAGCCUGUCCACAUCUCCUAGGCUACCUUCUAGUCGUGUGGAAGAACUGACCCGCCUUGUGAGGCUGCAGAGGGAGUCUCUGACUGUUCUGGAGCGCCGAACAGAGGCAUGCGAUACAGAGCUGCAGGCAUGGAGCCAAAAGAGACCAAGCAGCGAGGACUCCUGGGCAGUCAUGACUGAGGAGAUGGUGCGGCUAGAGCAGCAGCUGUGUCGGAACCAGGUGGAGGUGGAGGAGGAGGAGUUUUGGGCCAGCGAGCUACAGAUUGAGCUCGAGAGUGAGAGACAGCUGGAGGACCGGCUACAGGAGGUGCGCACUCGGCUCCGAGCCUGCGAGACUGAGCUGGAGCAGAGGCUGAGCCGUCUGCAUGGCAUGGAAGCUGGGCUGGAGGCCCAGCGGCAGCAGGAGCAGACAAGGGAAAACCAGCUGUGGAGUGAAGGAGAAGUGAAGGCCAGGCUACAGACGGUGAAGGCUGAACUCAAGGCUCAGGCUCAGCACACAGCACAGCUGGAAAACAGCUGCAGAGCUGUGGAGAGGUCACUGAGUCAGUCUAGUAAGAGACUACAGGAGAGUCAGUUUGAGCUUGAGCAGCUAACUAAAGAGCUGAGGCAGGUGAAUCUUCAGCAGUUCAUCCAGCAGACUGGCACUAAAGUGACCGUGCUGCCUGUGGAGCCCAGUGACGUGGAGGCCAGCGUCCCCCCUGUGCCUAAGGAACCAGCAAUGACUGGUUCGCUGAAGCGCCCAGGCCCGGCUCAUUCUUUGGGAGUUAACUUGCGGGUGCUACACAGCCCCAUCACCUCAGCCCUCAACCCUGAGGGCAUCUAUGUCUGAGGAACAAAGGAACAGCUGAAACCACCUUUACACAUCUGCUGAAAAACAUCAGUAUUUUUCAACAAGCUCAUGUGAUUUCACAAAAACACUAAGUGAUGCAUCAAGACAUAGUCAUAGGAAGUGACUUGUUGGUUAAGGCUAGUAGUUAUGUUUGUCUUUGCAAUGUUGGACAGCUGAUGGAACAACAGUAAGAAGCAUGAAGGAGCAAUGAAGGUAUACGUUAUUUUAGUAACAGUAAACUGGAAAUAUACCUCAACCCAAGACUCGCCUGUUAGCUGUCAUUUCUGCUAUUAACUCUAAUGAACGCUGAUAUAAGAAUGUUUAUUUCCUGUAUGGAGACUGUGGAGCAACAGGCCUGUAUAAGGAAGGACAUAUUAGGGAUGAGUUAUUUCAGAAAUGUGAAUAUAUUUUUGCAGAGCUGUUUAAUUGUUAAUUCAUCCACAAAGUGAGUUGUUCACAUAAGCAACAUGACACAUGCACCUUUCUGUCUUUACUGUGGCAUCAUAUUUUAUGCUGAGGUUUAUAUUUUGCCACAGUUGGUAUUAUAUUUCUUUGCGUACUCCACAUUUAGAUUUUUUUUUUAGCGAUGUUGAGCCAAAGAUGCCUGCUAAUAUGUAUAUUUUUGGUAGCCAUAAUCCAACUGCUUGGAUGCAGUUUUAUAGCAAUACAUCUCUGGCUAUAUAAUUAGCUAUUUUUUUGUCAUGUUUACCCUUUAGGUUUUACUAAUAUAUAGCUUAUGCAAGACAAUUUGCCAUGCACAUGUGUAAAACUGAGCUUUGGGGUAAACUUUGCAGUAUUACAGUAUAUUAUGCUUGACAAAUCAUAGAUUGGGCUCUGUCAAUUAACCAGUUUAUAACUGUUAUAAUUGUAACCAGUGCCUUAAGUCUUUAAUGAAGCAUUAACAUGAUCAAAUCUAGAUCAAAAUGGGGAGCUCCCAAGUCUGUUUAUAUGUGAAAUAGAUGGUGAUGGUGAACUAACAUGCAUCUUUUUGUUUUAUAUAAAUACCACAUUGGCUGUGUUUGAAAUCCCUUUGUUUGUUUACUCGUUUAUUUUACUCUCUUUGUCCAUACUGCCACACACAUCACUGAAUGGGGGUUGAGUGUGUGAAUCAUAGCAUCAACCAAUUUCAGAAACUUCAGGCAUGCUAGCAUAAUGUUUUAUGUAAAGGAAUGAAGGCUCAAUGCUCUCUGGUGCCAUCUUAUUAAAUGGCAUUGUAUAUAGACUAUAAAUCAAAUAUGUACUGUAAAUGAUAAACUAUAUGAACUAGAUAGAAGUUUAGCUUGGGCAGCAGUGUUCUUCACUACACGUCGGUGCAUGAGAUUGAUCGGGAUUCCAGACACAGCCAUCAUUUCUUUGUGCUCACUGCUGCAUUUUUAUGCAUUUAAUGUGCUUGUGAACAGUGUCAAUUUUUAGUUUCUUUAAUUAUUUUUUUUUUCUACUUUGAAACUGUAUUUUAAUAAAGUGGUAAAGCCAUGCAUAUGUAAAUUAUA